This is a messenger RNA of Polyodon spathula (Mississippi paddlefish), 2730 nucleotides long. RefSeq names its product major facilitator superfamily domain-containing protein 4A-like. Lineage: Eukaryota; Metazoa; Chordata; Actinopteri; Acipenseriformes; Polyodontidae. The coding region runs from base 497 to 1987 and encodes 496 amino acids. The transcript is spliced from 10 exons. The record is from RefSeq and is a predicted model, not a curated record.
UGAAUAUCGGUUUUAAACACACAGUGGAUUACAAUUAGAUUAAAACUGCAGCUCGGACUGACUAAAUGUAGCGACGCCGUUGAAAGCAUUAACUAAAACUUUCACAAUGUUUACAAGCCGAAAGGGAGGGCGUUACGCAUAUCUUCAAUAUAAAAAGGCAAGCUUUCCCACUUUUUUCUACAGUAGUACAAAGCAAACAAAUUGUCCAAGACAGUAACACACCGUUUAGAAACAGAUAGAGCAGUCUCGCCUUGCAGUUUACACUGGGCGUGGCUUUAGCAACCAAGUCAAAAAGUUUGUCUUGGGUUUAAAAAAAAAAAAACAAGAUUGGUCAGGAAAUCCAUAAGAAGACACUAGCAGCAGGGGGUGAACACAUCGAGCUACAAAAAAAAAGGUGUACAAUUGAAAGAUAGAAAAAAAAAAAAAAAAAAAAAACCUGGUAUUUGAUUCUACCUGCCCGGUCUACCUGCCCCCAGCUUUAUUGGCUCCCUGUGCAAUGCUGCUGGACGAGCGGAUUGUCACCCUUUUCAAACAGAACCUGCAGCACACGCUCACUUACUGGAGCGUGUUCUUCAGUUUCGGACUCUGCAUCGCUUUGCUCGGUCCGACCAUCCUGGAUCUGCGGUGCCAGACACAGUCCACCUUGCAGGAGAUCACAUGGGUGUUUUUCUCGCAGCAAUUCUGCCUGCUGAUCGGCAGCGCCGUCGGAGGAAUAUUCAAAAAGACGUUAUUCUGCUCCUUGACGGCUCUCUUUGUCUCCUCCCUGCUCAUCUCGGUAGUCUUUGCCAUCAUCCCGCUGUGCCACAAUGUCCUGGUGCUGGCAGUGGUCAUGGCGGUGGCAGGGCUGGCCAUGGGCGUCAUCGACACCAUCGCCAACAUCCAGCUGGUUAAGCUCUACCAGAAGGACUCGGCCGUCUUCCUGCAGGCUCUGCAUUUCUUCAUUGGCCUGGGCGCCCUGGUGAGCCCCCUCAUUGCGGACCCUUUCCUCUCAGAGACCAACUGCUUGCAGGGCAACAACACCAGCAACGCCACCGAGGUCAUGCACCACAUCCGGCACACGCUGACCAGCCCGUCUGCCAGUAACCUGUCCCAGUACGAGCUGCCCAUGGAGGGAGAGGUGGUCACCCAGGUCUCCUACGCAUUCUGGAUCAUGGCUCUGAUCAACCUGCCUGUGCCCAUUGCCGUGUUCCUGCUGAUGAAGAGGGAGAGCAUGGUACCCUGCUGCAGGAGCUCUAGCCCCCUUCUCCUCACUCGGGAUGAGCUGGCCAUGGAGACGCAAGGCACGGACGCACAGGACCCACCCAGCAAGGACUCCGACAUGGAAGGUCACGGCAGUCUGUUCAGUUGCUGUCGGGGGGAGCGGCUCCAGGACGUGCCCGUGUCUUUCUUUGGAAUCUACAUCUUGGGCGGGCUGGUGCUGUUCAUGACCGAUGGCAUCGUGGGGGAGUACUCUGGCUUUGUGUAUAGCUAUGCAGUAGCCAACCCCAUGAAUAUGGCCCACAAGACGGCUGGCUGUUUGGCCAGUGUGUUUUGGGCAGCCAUCACCGUGGGCAGGCUGGGGGCCAUCCCGCUCUCCUAUCGAUUCAAACCCGCCGGCUUGCUGCUUGUGAACCUGAGUGGGGUGAUUGUCACGGUCUUGCUGCUCCUGAUCUUCUGUAAGAGCACAGCGUUCCUCUUCGUGGGGACCUGGUUCCUGGGCAUGUUCCUUAGCAGCAUCUUCCCCUGCAUGCUGGCCUAUACAGAGGACAUCCUGGAAUACCAAGGCUGUGCUACGACUGUUUUAGUGACCAGUGCUGGAAUGGGGGAAAUGGUCUGUCAAGUAAUGGUUGGAUUGAUCAUUCACAUUAAGGGCAGCUACAGCUUCCUGUUGUCAGGGAUGAUCAUUGGCUGCCUGGGCUUCAUCCUUUUCUUCAUCCUGCUCUUCUUCCACAGAACGUACAAGCAGCAUCUCACAGUGGGGCUCGGAAAAACACACAUCACGGAAUAGGCAGCACCGCAACCAUGAAGGAAAGGAGAGACACACAAGAAACUGCACCCGGGGGCAGAGGAUCACAGGACUGCUGAAGCCACAGAGGAGCACUUCUAAAUGCCACAGAGCUUUCUCUACUGGAGCCCCUGCCACUGCUUUCCUGUAAUGUACAGUAUAGAGACAAUCAGAUAUUAGGCUAAUUUAUUGGAGUAUUUAUUAUAUCCUUUUCACAGUGAUAAUGUUUUACCCUGAAUAAAUUGUUUUGCAAUUCACUUUUUGACAAAGCUGAGGUGUUCACCCAAUUAUAUGUGUAUAAUAUAAAUACAUUUCUGACAAAGAAAGAGUUUGCGACUUAAACAGGUUUACAGAAUAAAAAAUCACAACACAAAAUAUCAACUACUUAUAAACAAACCUAAACCAAAACUGUAAAGAAACCGAAGUAAUCUUCAACCCAUCGAAUGCCAGCAUAAUCUAGUGGCAACGAUAUUAACUAACUACAGGUUAUAUAUAAAUACUGUAGCUUCAUACAGAAAGUAACUACCUUAGUUUGUUUACCUAUAGAUUUGGGGGUGAAUGGUGAACAAAGUUUCUUUUUCCUGUAGAUAGAGUUGUACACACGACAUACUGCUUGUAGCUUCAGAUAUUUUAUUGCUUGCUGUGAGGAACAAAAACAAAUGUGUUACUUUAUAGUGCAGGUCCAACUCUCUGUGGAAAAUGCAAAAAAAAAAAAAAAUUGUACGAGAACAAAAUUUACCUGAGCA